Poecilia reticulata (guppy) is the source of this 6307-nucleotide messenger RNA. It is a transcript of the gene dnajc5ga, whose product is annotated as DnaJ (Hsp40) homolog, subfamily C, member 5 gamma a. The record is from RefSeq and is a predicted model, not a curated record. NCBI's taxonomy places the organism in Eukaryota, Metazoa, Chordata, Actinopteri, Cyprinodontiformes, Poeciliidae.
GGAGGAGCGACCCGGCAAGCGCAGCAAGUAGCGGGUGUAUCACUCACUACCUUGCCACCGGGAUAACGGAACUGUGUGACCCGUUAACUGCCGUAUAUGACAUUAAACCGGAUGCCUCUAUGGUCCAGUUAACCUUACAGCGAGAUUCACGGUGUUCAGUUUACUCAAGAGGUGAGCCAUGGCUGAACAGAAUCCUGCCCGUCCUCAGAGGAAGAUGUCCACCUCCGGGGAGACCGUGUAUAAAGUGUUAGGCCUGGAGAAAGGCGCUUCCGCUGAGGAAAUUAAGAAAGCAUACAGAAAACUAGCGCUGAAGUAUCACCCAGACAAGAACCCAGACAACCCAGACGCAGCGGAGAAGUUUAAGGAGAUUAACAACGCCAAUUCUAUUUUAAACGAUGAGAACAAAAGAAGGAUUUACGACGAGUACGGCUCCAUGGGCCUUUACGUAUCCGAACAGUUUGGAGAGGAAAGUGUUAAAUACUACUUCCUCAUGUCCAAGUGGUGGUUUAAGAGUCUGGUGCUGUGCUGCACACUUUUCACCUGCUGCUGCUGCUGCUGCUGUUGCUGUUUCUGCUGCGGGAAGUGCAAACCCCCCGACGACGAGGAAAACUACCAAUAUGUUGAUCCUGAAGACCUGGAGGCCCAAAUCAGAGCGGAUCAGGACGGAGGUACCACUGUAAUCAUAAUCCAGCCAGCAUCCGAUCUGGGUCCAGAAACCCCAGAGGAGCAAAGUAAGCCCAUCCCCCUGCCCAUGCCCAUGCCUCCACCUGAGCCCCAGUCGCCUCCAUCAGCCAACACAGCGGGGGAAGAAAACCCCAGAGACAGCUUACAAGAGUCUAAAUGACUCGAAAGUGAUCAUGUGAUUAAGUGUCAACUAGCUGACGCAGGAAGCGUUUCACGGCUCUCCUUCGAUCCAGCUCCAUCUGACCGCUGUGAGCAACCCAGAGAAAAGCCAGCCCAGAGUCACCAGCCAACCCAGAUCUCCUGUCCCACCUGACGCCCCCCAAACUCCAACGCCCCCCAUGCUAACCCAGCUAACGCUACAGACUGCUUCCAUGGACCUACAUGGAGACCUCCAAACGUUCCCAACGUCCCCCCUCCUCUCUUCUAGCUCCUGAAAUAUCUGACGCUGGUUCUGACUGAAUAAGUGUGUUACGCCAAAACUCCACCCCAGUCUCCUCUGGUCAUUCCAUUUCUAACCACUAAGGAUGGCAUAAAAAGGAGAUGUGGACAGAUUAUUUAUUACUUUUCACCUCCUUUUUAUUUUAGACACCGUUGAUCAUCAGAUGGAGGACUUUUUUUAUUAUUGUUUUUUUUUUUGUUUUUUUUACAUAUCCCCCACAUUAACUUGCUUUUACUAACUUUGGGAUAGAAAGUUGGUGAUAAAUUCAAUGCCAAACAUCGUAGAAAUCCAGCUGCUCAGCAUAAACAAAGCAUUAACACGGGGACUCAUUUCCUUCCUCCCUUGUUCUUGUAAAAAAUUCCCAGCGGUUACUGUUGCAUCGACUUCCACCUAAAACUCGCUGCAGUCUCGUGGUUUGAUGCCAAACGUCUGAGCCAAGAUGGAGAGGGGAUCAGCAUGCACUCGUCGUUUUCGCCCUUUCCGCUGUCCCGCAUGGAAAACCCAAACAACUCUUCGGCUUUUCCCUGCAUACUCUGGUGAAACGCAUCAAGUGCAAAAACACACCAGCCCAGAUGUCACUGUGUGCUUAAAGAAAACCAACAACAACAACCCCCACCCACAGCGAGACGAGCAGCGACCGACACCAAACCGUGGCGCUCUGACGGACUGCAGGACGAGACGUUACAAUCAGUGCUUUGAAGUUAGCGUCACGCUCUUUUACAUCAUGUGGUUCAAACAGUCCGCCGUUUCCUCUGCCGGCCGGGUUCAUGCUCCGCCUCUUCUUUGUGUCCAGAUUCACUAAGAUUAGAGUCCAAUCUGAUGUUUUGUCUUGGUUUCUUUUUGUAGAUUUUCUCAUUUUAUUUCCUAAUUAUGAACGAGAGCAAAGAGUAGCUGCGUUUCCAAUUACACAUGUGUGCAAAUCCUUGUUGGUAUUCAGCUAAUGUUGAAAAAACACAAUUUCACAGUUGCAGUAUUUCCAUUGAAUAAGAAAUGAAAUUAAAAAUGUGCGUGAAUAAGAUUGUUCACAAAAUAAGUCAUUAAAAAACAUGCAGCGCCAUCGUCCUCCUACAACUUCCUGUCAUUGUCCUCUUCAACGUUUCCACCAGAAGUAACAUCCGGUUGUUGGUCACGUGACUCGUGAUGCAAAAAAAGGGUUUCCAUAGCAGAUUUGUGAAAUACACAAAUUUUGCUUUCGGCUGAAGAACCUUUAACCUCCUUUUUCAAAACCUCAUCAAAAACCUUGUUUAUUUUUUGUUUGUAGGAGUUUGAUCUACUAGUUAAUAGGUUGUAGCUGUUAACCAUUUGUUAACCAUUUGUUUCUAUUAGGCAAAUUUAUUUUUGGAAUUUCAAUUUGCGUAAUUCUAUGGAAACGCAGCUAAUAUCAAAGUAGCAGCAUAGUAGAGCUCAACCGCUGCGUUUCCAUUGAUCAUAAAGUUGAGUAAAUAAAAGUUAUAAAAAUAACACUGCCUGUUGACUUAUUUCUCUUUUCCUCCAAUAGUAACAUUCGGCUGUUGAUCACAUUUUGAUACAGCUGAAGAUUCACCUCAUCCUACAUAAAAACUUACUUAAUGGAAAAUGUGAAUGUUUUCAUUAAGUAAAUUUAUGUUCGUAAUUCCAGUUUGUGCAGUUUUAUGGUUAACAGCUACAACCUAUUAGCUAGCAGAUCAAACUCCUACAAACAAAAAAUAAACAAGGUUUUUGAUGAGGUUUUGAAAAAGGAGGUUAAAGGUUCUUCAGCCGUAACAAAAUUUGUGUAUUUCACAAAUCUGCUAUGGAACAACUUUUUUUGCAUCACGAGUCAAGUGACCAACAACAGGAUGUUACUACUGGCGGAAACGUUGAAGAGGACGGUGACAGGAAGUUUUAGGAGGAUGAUGGCGCUGCAUGCUGUUUUUUUAAUGACUUAUCUCAUGAACAAACUUAUUCAUGCAUGACUUUAAUUCAUUCCGAUUUAAAGGAAACACAGCAAUUGCAAAAUAGUUUUUUUUAUAUCUCAGCAUUUGUGGAACGUCGACAAAGUUUUGCCCACAUUUGUGAUGGAAAUGGAGCUGCUGACUUGACCUGAACUCAAUUUAAAGUGUCUGACUUAUCCGUUAAGUUCUGCAUCAUUUGUUUCCUUCAGGAUGGAAAUCUAAACCUUUACCUGCUGACUUGACACUGACAGUGGUGUGCCUUGAAGAAUAAUUGUAGCGGUGAUGAAUCGGAUUAAGGUGUGAACGUUUGCAGCACGUUCCUGCAGAAAAUAAUCCAGUCUGAGAAUUUCAGAGGAGAAAAAAAGGCUUUAUCUCCUUUUGUGUUAGCUCAGGCAGCAAACCUUGCUUUAGUUUGGGAGUUUAGAAAAUAAAUUCAGACCCUGGAUAUGUUUUAUAUACUGACACAAUCGUGCACAGCUUUAUUUUAGAUCAUUAGACUGAAUGAAGUUUUGAACAUUUUCUGCUGCUUUUGUGUCGUGAAAAACCACAAUGACUGACCUGAUUAUCAAGUUUUCACAAAACACUAAAUUCUCUUGUUGAGUUAUCUGGUGCUUUCUGAUUCCAGGCUCAGUCAGACUUUAUCUUAUUUUUAUUAUUUAGAGGAAAUUAUUAAUUUUUUUUAUUAUUCUCAUAGGAUGAGCUAAAAAAUUGUUUGGUUAUAUUAAUUACCAUUUGGUUUUGGAAAGCUACCAAGUGAAAACCCUUUCGAUUCCUGACUAUGUUUUGGCCUCCCACUCAUUUUUUAAAAUCAAAACUGACUGACUUCCUUCCUUUCUUCAAAUCAUCAUUUUGUUCAACAAGUAUCUGGUCCCAUCUUUUAAAUGUUGAGUAACUUCCCUCAAAGAUGCUUUAAUGCAACUUGAAGACCAUUUCUCUAGAGAAAAAUAUUUAAUAUUUCAUUUAACUUUUCAUUUCUUUGCUCCGUUCCUGUUGAAGAAUCAGUCCAGCAUGUAAAAACUGGACCUUUGUUUGAGAAGCAGAACAAGUUUGUAGUAUUCUUCUAAGCUAAUGUUACAGUUUGUAAGUUAACUUGCAGACAUUAUGAUUGCAAUGGAAUCACUUUUUUUGCAUCACGAGUCACGUGACCAGCAACCGGAUGUUACUACUGGCGGAAACGUCAAAGAGGACGAUGGCAGGAAGUCAUUGUCCUCUUUCAAGUUAUAGGCUAAAACCUAUAGACAAAAUCCCUCUUUACAGUGAGAUCAAAACAUCGAUUUGACUGAAUUACAUUACGAUCAAAAUGGAGAACAAAGAAAAAUAUAAAAUCUUGAAAAAAAAAGGUUUAUUCAAAGCUUUAAAAGCCUGUUUCUGUACAUGAAUUGUACGGAAACAAUAAGCUAAUCACGUCAUUAUGGAUCAAAAAUUAUCACACUAAAGUCCCAGAUUAACAGUUGAUAACUGAGACAAAUUAUUUACUUUAAAUUGAAGUAUAAUUCUGCUUGUUUUUGGAUCCAUGUGUUCUCACUUAUCUGCAAGCUGUGAUGAUGCAUUUAUGUGCUGGCAGAAACCUCGUUCAUCUGGGUUCUGACCGGAUUCAGAUCUACAAGAGUAUUGGAGCCAGACUAAAAGGUUUUUUGUUUUUCUUUUUUUUAAUUACGAGAAUAAAAUCAUAAAAUAAGCAGAAGAAAGUCGUAAGAUUACAGGAUUAGUUUUUCCAUUGAGAAAAAAGUUUUGGUGGAUCUGAUGUUCGAAGCAGUCGCUUCGUUAAUCAUUUCAAAGUCCUUCUACUGAUAAUGAUUUGAUGCUGUUGUGUUAAAUUAAWAGAUUAAGUAUUUUAUUGUUCAUAAAAGUAUAAUCAGAUCAUUUUAUUAUUUUUUGUGGAGAAAUUCUCAUAAAAUUACUUCUUCAUUCUUCUGAUAUCCAACUUUAUUCUAGUAAUGUUAGGACUUUAUUCUAAUUUUUUAUAAACUUAUUCCAGUAAUACGACUUUAUUCUGCUAAUAUUAUGACCCUAUUCUAGUUUUAUUUCAACCUUAUCAUAGUAAGUUACAACUUUAUUCUUGUUUAGCAGGACUUCAUUCUGAUAAUCUGACUUUAUUAAUAUUACAAUUUUAUUCUUGUUUUAUUGCAACUUUAAUCUGCUACGACUUUUUGCCAUUUUGUUAAGACUUUAUUCUGGUAAUAUGAGUUUAUCUUUGUAAUAUUAUGAUUUUACUCUCAAUUUUUUUUUUCUUAAUGAGGCCCAAAUACUCCGUCGUACUCAAUGUUUCCGUGUUGGAGAAAGAAAACAUGUUAUUUUUCAGUUACAUCAUUUAUUUAUUAAACUUCCACUUAUCACUUUUAAUAAGAAAGAAAAUGCCGUUUUUGGCUGUGUAACGGUUUUACUCAAAUUUUCCAUGUCAUUGUAUUUUCUUUAAUGUUGUAAUUUUCAAUAGUUAUCUGGAAAGUGCUUUAAUAUUAGUUUCACCCUCGCAUUCAUAUUUAAUAGUUUUUAUGCACAGGAGAAGGGAAACAAAGAUGAAUCACUAAACAUAAAUGAUGCAGAAGCAGGUUUUAAGUAGUUCAUUUGGCUAACACUAACAUUUCUUGGUGAAGUUUUGGUAUUUGCCGUUUUCUCUCCUUAGAUCCUGUUAGCUCAUGUUUCCUCCCAGCAGCUCAGGCUUCAUGUUUCCCAGUCAGGUGCGUUAAACUAACGCAGAGCUGCAAACGUCUCGUUAAAUCAGGUCAGAUAAAAAUAUCUGCAUCAUGCGUCUCCGUCUGCAAACAGGAAGUCAUCUUGGAUUUGUUUUUAUUAAUAGCCAGAACUGAAAAAUGAUUUAAUAUUAAUAAUCAUUGACCCACUGAAUCUUAUAACUCUACAUGCCAGGAAGCAAACAAAGCAUAAACGAUAAAUCAAAAUGAUGUAUUGGUACUGAUUGAAGGUUUAUGAAGUGAUUUUACUUUAGAUGCGCUUUUGUUUUUAUUUAUGCUACAACAAAUGGUGGUGAAGUUAGACUGAAGUCAGUGUGUUUACUUUGAAUCAGGGUUCAGUGAGUCAAUCUCCACUCUGUUCGCUAAAAAAAAUAAAAUAUUCAUGGAGCUGAUGUGCUUCCAGAAAAAUUAUUUUUUUAUUUGUUCUUUUUAGUUGGCUGGUUAAACAAUCUACCGGAUGUGAGUGAUUUCUUAUGAAGAGCUAAAAGACGUUCUUGACCUGAACAUGAUAGAAAAUGUUUCAUCCUUGUACAUAAUGACUGUGAUGAAAUUCAACUCAAUAAAAAAGGGGGAUUUUCUAA